CGACAUUUGGCGGUAUUUUGUCGGUGCACAACCUAGCUCUUUCCCCGGGUAUUUCGGAGCAGAGCGGCCACGUAAAGCAUGGCGAACUUCGAGUUCGUCUUGCCUUUGACCAAGGACCAACUUUUGAGAUCCGAGAGUGUCGGGCAGUAUUAUGUCAAGGACGUGGUGCCGGCUCGUGAGAUCGGAGCACAGGUUCGAGGAUUUCUCUCCAAGAAAAGACUCCUCGACACCAAAUGUGUUGUUGAUUCCUUCGAUCUGCUUUACAGCGUUAUCACAAACUUUCACUCCGUUGACGAGACGGUGAUCCAAGAUGCCUUUGACCUGGCACUCUUGGGUGUUUCAAAGGUGGAGUCAGACUUGACAAUAUUGCUGCAAGAUUCUGACGCAGCCUUAGAUUUCGACACCAAAAAGCAGGCGCAGAAUCACCUCAAGAUGUCCAGCUAUGUGCUUUGUCACCUCAUCGAUCUCAUUGAAGCUGAAGCCAGCAAGCCGUCUUCAGAUGUGGCCGUGAGCGCGUCAAAGGGUCGCAAGAAAGUUAUUGCGAACAACAUGAAGUUUAUUGAGUGGGGGUCACAGAAACUGAAGGCUGUCCAGUGCCUCAAGAAUAUACACGAGCUUUCCCUCCAGUGCCUGUGGUCACCACAGCCUGUUGAAGACGAGUACAUCAAUCUUGUAGCUGAUUGUUUCUUCAAGUUGAUAGAAGAUGCUGGCAACAUAAAGUCGAGCACCAUCAAGGAUACAUUCACCACAGUGAUUGCCUUGAACAUCAAAAGGCACAGCUAUGCUAUUGGAUGCGUCAUGAAAAUAAUGCAAGUGCUGCAAGCUCACGAGCAUGUAGCAUCCUUUCUUGCCGAAGCCCUAUUGGUCUUUUCGGAGAAGUUUGGCGUGAAAAGCAUUGUUGGUGACUGCAUCAGAGAACUGUGCCGCCUGGAUUCCUUGGAGAAUGCACAAGACGUCGGCGGCAUCCGCAACCUUGCCACAUUUCUUGUGGAGCUCACAGACAGGAUGCCUGACUUGGUCACGAAGUCAGCUGGCUUGCUUGUUGACCUGCUGAAUGUCAAGAGCUACACCAUGCGGAUUGGAGUCUUGACAGUUUUCUUCAAGAUUGUGCUCGAUGUCCUAAGCAAAGAGGGAUUGGACAACAAGGAGAAGGAACUGAGAGACACGCUCCUUGACCACCUGGAGGAGCACAUUUUGGAUGAGAAUGCCUUUGUGAGGGGCAAGGUCUUGCAGCUGUGGCAAGACAUGUGCAACCAGAAGUGCAUUCCGCUGGACCGGCAACAGGCAGUGCUCGAACUCAUCACCAACAGGCUGUGCGACAAGUCUAGCAUCGUCCGGAAGCACGCAGUCGGCUUCGUCUCUGCCUACCUCGCCAGCAAUCCUUUCCUUGCCAAGUUGUCACCUGAUGAACUGAGGAAGAACCUUGCUGAGGAAGAGGAGAAACUGCAAGCUCUACGGAUAUUGCACAAAGAUGCAGAUGGCGAAGACGAAGCAGAAGAGAACGAGGCAGAUUCUUCGUGGAUGGGAAUCCUUCCAGGACUGCAAGAUGUGCUCCAGGAGGGUGAUGAAAAGGACAAGGACAUGUCCUUGACCGAGGAAGAAAGCGUGGUGCUUGAUGAGAUACUGAAUAAAAUAAGAGUGCUACUCAAAGACGGCAGCUGCGCAGAGGCAGUCGCAGUGCUCAAGAAGGCCAUUGCCACAUAUCCGGAUGUGAACCUCUUCUGCAAUCCGACUGCUGACGAGGAGGGCUCAGAUGAGAACAAAAGUGAGGAAAAUGGUGUCAAGGAGAACACAGAUCCAGUCCUCUUGAAUGUCCUGAAAAAAAUUUAUCAGGGAACCAAGGUUGCUGUGCCUGACACACCAGCAUCUGAGAAAGAAACAGCUCCUCCGGAUACCCCGCCCAAUGAUGCUGGGUCUGGCGAGGGCGCAGUGGAGCUCUACAAGCAGAAGAUGCUUGUUUUGUAUCUCAGAGAUUGCACUGACUUUGCCGAGAAGAUUCAAGCCAUGAUACCAACGCUCUGCGAGAUGCUCUAUUCGCGCACCCAGUCCGACAUACAGGAGGCCAUCGCCUUCUUCGUGUCCGCCCACCGGCUGGGCAUCAGAGGAGCAACCGUGGGCAUCCGCAAAAUGCUGCCCCUGGUUUGGUCCAGAGAGCCGUCAAUUCGGGAAGCUGUCGCCAACUCGUACCGAGACGUCUACUUCAACCAGCCCUCCACCAACGCCAAGACCAGAGCACGAAAUAUUGCAGACGGCUUGUCCGAGCUUGUCAACGUCGUGACGACUAGCGAGCUAAUAUGCCUCGAACAGCUGGUGACGGAAUUGGUGAAGACUGGCGACAUAUCCUCCAUGGUUCUGCGGUUCCUGUGGGAGAGAUACACAAUGGAACAGGCUGACACCUCCAGGGAGGACUGCCUUGCAGCCACCCAGCUGCUUUCCAUGGUUGCCAGUGCUGAUAGCAACAUGGUGACAAAGAACCUGGAGCUCCUCAUCUCCGUCGGAUUGGGUGAGCGUGGGAAAGCUGACCUCGACUUCUGCAGGCACACGUGCAGCAUUAUUCAGAAGAUGGGCGGCACUCACUUGGCUGAGAAGGCCCCACUGCAACGCUUUGAAAAUUCUCACAACAUGUUCGUUCAGCUCCAAGACAUUCUCCUGGAAACAUUUACCGACACCAGCCUGACUGUUUGGAUCCCCACUAUGGAGAGGGCGCUUGACGUGAUCUACAAGUAUGCCGUGCAGCCAGCCGAAAUUGCCGACACUAUUCUGCAUGGUUUGGCUGAGAGGUUGCUGCCCCGGUGCCAGCAGCAUGCGGCAGUCAAUGGUGUGACAGAAGUGUUGAUGUCUCUUUGUCCCUGUCUCUCUUUUACUAACCUUGCCACACCGUUCUUGCCUCACCAAGCAUCAUGCCCAUCUUUCUGUAACACAGCAAAGCCACAAGAUUCUCAAAACUCGCAAGAAGAGAACGGAGAAGUGGCAGUGGAGGAAUCCCCCCAGACACCUUUGUUUGAGUGUUCAAGUCUGCUGCUGUCGCGCAUCCUGGCUUGCGUUGGUCAGGUGGCACUUCGGCAGCUCAUCUACCUCGACGUGGAUGUGUUUGCUCAGCUGAAGCGGAAGCGGGAGGCCGUCAAGGACCGAAAGGAACAAGUUGCGAAGCGAAAGAAGCGGCAGUCGUUCUCUGCUACCGGACACGUCCUUACCCAGAGCCAGGAAGCAGCUGACAGCCAGAAUGCUGACGACGAGAUGUUGGGUCCAGUGACAGAUGACACGGAUGCAGAGUACAUUGUUCACCUUUUGGACGAUGUGUUGCUGAGCGAGGAAAAUUCACUCGGCGCUUGGAGCAAGCUUGUGGUGCACGUCGUCACUGAACAGACCACGUACACGGACGAAGGUGUGCGUACCGUCGCCUCCCUUGCACUGGCCAAGCUGAUGUCGAUCAAUGCGGAGUUCUGUGAGCAGCACUUGGCCUUGCUGUUUGACAUCAUGGAGAACUCGCCAGAUCCCGUGAUCCGCACAAACCUGGUUGUGGCAGUGGGUGACCUCAUGGUCCGCUUUCCUAAUCUGCUGCAUACAUGGACAGAGAAGAUCUACGCCCGGUUGCAGGACUCGUCCCGAGACGUCAAGAUGGGCACGUUGAAAACAGUCAGCUUCCUUAUUCUCAACGACAUGAUCAAGGUCAAAGGUCAGAUCAGCGACAUUGCUGCCAUGGUUAUGGAUAAGGACGCUGAACUUGCGGAUAUGUGUCGGAACUUCUUCUUUGAACUUGGGAGCAAGGGAAAUGCCUUGUACAACCUGCUGCCCGACAUCAUCAGCCAUUUAUCGGAUGAAGAACAUGGUAUAGACGAAAACAAUUUCCAUGUUGUCAUGAAGCUGCUCUUCUCAUGCAUCAGCAAAGACAAACAACUUGAAAACUUUGUGGAGAAGCUGUGCUUCAGAUUCAUGCUUAUGACGACGGAGCGCCACUGGCGUGACCUCGCAUACUGCUUGUCGCUCAUUCCAUUUGGAGAACGGGGCAUCAAGAAGCUGCACGAAAACAUGGUCUGCUUUGCGGACAAGAUGCACGUGGACGCCGUGUAUGAAAGCAUCACAGGCAUCAUAUCAAAUGCGAAAAAAGCGCAGGUAAUGAAAGCCGACGUUAAGGUGAUUCUCGAGGAGUUGGAAGACCUUGUGGAAGAGCUUCGGAACAAGGGCCUCACCGAGAGCGAGCUGGUGCAGAGGACGAAGAAACGCUCCACGCAAGCAACGGCCACCAAGCGGGGGAGCAAGCAGUCUUGCGCAACACCAAGAAAUCAGAAGACACCAGCUCAAGGCAAGAGAAAAUGCCGGAAGAAAAUGUCGCGCCUCUCCGAGAGCAGCGACGAGGACGAAGAGGAGCAGGCGUCGCCGCCGCCGUCCACGCGAAAGGCGCUGCCACGACGGCAGUGCAAGGUUCAAAUACAGUUCAGCGACAGCAGCGAAGCCGAGAUGGGUGAUGAUGAGGUGAAUGCCAUAAACCCAGAUACUGAAGGAACCACAGAUGCUGCCACGCUACCAGACAGCGGGAAGAUGCCAUUUCUUAGCCCUACGCAUGAUUUUAUAAGGGGCCACCAGCAUUGUAUAUCGACGGAAGCAACUGCUCUAGUAAUGGAUCUUCAAGCCAUCAACGAGGCUGUGCUACAAGAGGCUGCCUACACUUGGACACCCGACCGUUUUCACCGACUCCUUAGCAUCCGUUCAAGAACUCGGGAAAGUACACUAGGCGAUGGAAGUCGAUGAGACGAUACAUGUCCUGAAUCACAGUACAGCUACCUAUGUCAAGGUACACCAGAUUCAAGGCUAUGCUGCAAACCCUCACGAAAUUGCUGCCAUCUAGCUGCCACACAGCCCUACUUAAAGGGGUGGAGACAU
Dermacentor andersoni is the source of this 4881-nucleotide messenger RNA. It is a transcript of the gene Cap-D2, whose product is annotated as CAP-D2 condensin subunit. The record is from RefSeq and is a predicted model, not a curated record. Gene Ontology annotation, biological process: mitotic cell cycle; mitotic chromosome condensation; meiotic chromosome condensation. Lineage: Eukaryota; Metazoa; Arthropoda; Arachnida; Ixodida; Ixodidae. Gene Ontology annotation, cellular component: condensin complex; nucleus; condensed chromosome, centromeric region. Gene Ontology annotation, molecular function: histone binding.